GGCAGCUUCCGGUGAUUGUGACGCAUAGGGCUCGGCGGCUGACGCUCGGCUUUGACUGGUAACAUGGCGGACGGUGGGGAGCCGACUUCUUGCUGGUUCUUCACCCGGGAGCAGCUGGAAAGUAGCCCGUCUAGGCGCUGUGGGGUGGAAGCGGACAAGGAGCUUUCUUACCGGCAGCAGGCAGCCAAUCUUAUCCAAGACAUGGGUCAGCGGCUCAAUGUAUCACAGCUAACCAUCAACACUGCCAUUGUUUACAUGCACAGAUUUUAUAUGCAUCAUUCUUUUACCAAAUUUCACAGAAAUAUAAUGUCUCCUACUGCAUUGUUUUUGGCGGCCAAAGUGGAGGAACAGCCACGGAAACUUGAACAUGUGAUUAAAGUCUCACAUGCUUGUCUUAAUCCACCUGAUCAACUACUGGACACAAAAAGUGAUGUAAGGAGGCCAUGCCUAAAGACAGAUUCCUCCAGUAAAGUGGCUUACCUUCAACAAGCUCAAGAGCUAGUUAUACUCGAAACCAUAUUGCUACAAACUUUAGGUUUUGAGAUUACUAUUGAGCAUCCCCACACAGAUGUCGUGAAGUGCACCCAGUUAGUGAGAGCAAGCAAGGAUUUGGCACAGACUUCUUAUUUCAUGGCUACCAACAGCUUGCACCUUACUACCUUCUGUCUGCAAUACAAGCCAACAGUGAUAGCAUGUGUCUGCAUUCAUCUGGCCUGCAAGUGGUCCAACUGGGAGAUUCCCGUAUCAACAGAUGGAAAGCAUUGGUGGGAAUAUGUGGACCAGUCAGUGACAUUGGAGCUACUAGAUGAACUCACCCAUGAAUUUCUUCAAAUACUGGAAAAAACACCUAGUAGAUUAAAGAGAAUUCGAAACUGGAGGGCUAACCAAGCAGCACGGAAACCAAAGUCAGACGGUCAACUUGAUAAUUCUCUCCUUAGUUCAUCAUUGGUCCAAAAUUCGAUUUUGGUGGAUCCUGUUGCUAGCAUUGCAGCAAAUGCAAGUUUUCCAAAGGCAUCAACUUCUGCUUUUCCUGCACCAGUAGCAUUGAACUCAGGAAGUCUGCCUAUUCAGACUGCUCAUAACCCUGAGGAUAUGGCAAUACUGAGUACAGCCAUUACAAGUUCUUCAUACAGUAUAGCAUCACACCAUGAAUGGCCUCAGCAUCAAGAGCAAACUAGGACCGAACAAGUCUAUAGCCAGAAACCGGACACAGCCCUACCUGUUGCACAAUACAACUUGAACUAUCAACCAGGAACCGCUGUACAGCUCCAUUCUGGAUUACAUCAUAGACCUGACAAAGCUGAGCAUUCUCUUGUGAAACCAGAACAUGGCCACAAGUCAUCAAGUGGUAAACACCAUGGACAAAUGUACUCCCAAUCAUUGGCUAUUUCUCACAAAAUGUCUUUGGAUAAGUAUAGGGAGAAGCGAAAACUUGAAACUGUAGAAUUGGAUGCAAGAGAUCCUUAUGCACCAGCCCAUUUAGAGCAAGCACCGCAUAAGAAGCACACACAAACAGCCAGUGGCAGUCUAACGUCUCCCAUUAAAAUGAAACUUCCUCUCACAAGUACAGAAAAGGCUGAAAAACACUUGUCUGAGAAAAAAGAAAAAGGUGUAUCGCUUAAAUUGCGGAUACCUAUUCCGCCUACUGAGCGAAGCUCCACUAAAGAAGACUUAAAAAUGAAAAUUAAAGUAGCUUCCACAGACAGACACAGCUCUUCUGAUGAGGGCAGUGGGAAGAGUAAACACUCAAGUCCGCACAUGAACAAAGAACCUAAAGAAAAGCACAAAGAUCAUUCUUCCAAUCGACACCACAGUAGCAGCCACAAGCAUUCCCAUUCGCAUGGUUUCAGCAGUGGGAAUAGCAAUAAUAGCAAUAAACUUAACAUGGAUGGAAUGCCAACAUCUGUUUUGAGGAGUCCCGUUGGCCUUUCCAACGAUGGUAGUAACUCCAGCUCUUCAAGAAAGAGGCCACAUUCCAACGAUGCCUCUUACAACCACCACUCCAAAAUGAGCAAAAGUUCCAAAAGUUCAGGUAGUUCAUCUAGUUCUUCCUCUGUUAAGCAGUAUAUAUCCUCUCACAACGCUGUUCUUAACCAUCCCUUACCCCCUCCCCCCCCUGUCACAUACCAGGUGGGCUACGGUCAUCUCAGCACCCUCGUGAAACUGGACAAGAAGCCAGUGGAGAACAACGGCCCUGAUGCCGGUCACGAGUACAGUGCAAACAGCCAGCAUAUGGACUACAAAGAUACAUUCGACAUGCUUGAUUCGCUGUUAAGUGCCCAAGGAAUGAAUAUGUGAUUAACUCUUUAACUCUUUUUGUCUUUUAUUUUUAGAAAAAUUUUCUUUUUAAUUUAAAAAAAUAUAUAUAUAUUAUGGGAAAACUUCCUGAUCUUAUAUUGGUAACAUCUGUUGCCACAUUUUCAAUACAUUUAUAAGUGCUGCUUUUACCCUUCGCUCGAAAGAGAAGAGGUUAUAGUAAAAUGUCUAUCUCCACACAAUAGUAUUAUAAUACUGUAAUAGCAUGGAAGGUGCAAAAACUCAGUAUUUCUUCAAUUCUAAGAACAUAAGAAUGGGUGGCUGCUUCUAAGCCUAUAGAGUACUUCAAGCAUAGCUUAUUUAUAAUUUUGGAGUAGUGCAGUCAACAUUUUUUGUCACUUAGGCUUUUGAACGAGUGUACAUUUUUUGUAUAUUUAAACUGUAUGUAUGAUAUGCAUGUUUUGAAGAUAAAGGGAUAAAGAGUAUACAGAAAACUGUUUACAAGAAAGUGGAGAAAAAAAUGUACAUACAUUUUUGUAUGUUUAGAUAUAACCAUACAAUACUCAGGUUUGGAGCUGCUUGUAAGAAUAACAAGAUAUACAGAUUAAUUUUAUUUUAUCUAGUCAAAGUCCAUCAGAAUACUAAACAUUGGUGGCUCUUUGUCAUGUUUCAAAAUAUCCUUUCAAUGCUUCACAGGCCUGCAAAUGUUUGUUGCUGGCCUUUGUGGCACUGGAACGGUUAAACUGUAGGCCUUACUGUGAUCUGCUGAACAGGACACCACUACAAGGACAUUUAAUGCCAUGAAGCCACGGUAUGUCCACUAUCAAAAGGGGGGCAAUAAAGGAGUUUGCCUUGUUUUACCAAGGUGACCCAAAUAACUGGCUCUUAGUUGAUCCUGAAGGUUGAGGAAUAAACAGAAAAAUAAAGUUUACAUAAUCUUUUGCUGUGAAGUGCAUUUAAGUGUUUAUUGGCUUGAUGCAGUAAUAGAGACACAGAGCUACUACUUAAUAAUGGUAAUUUAGAUUAAUGUAAUUUAAAAAAACUGAAAUUUGUAGUUUAAAAAAAAAAAAAAACUUACAUAGUGAACUAUUCGUAAGUUGAUCCUUUGUGUUUUUUUUCUUUCUCUUUUAUAUAAAUAUAUAUAUAUAUAUUAAAACACCAGAAGUUAUUUUUAAUAGCUUAAGGGGAUCACUGUUUCUAUUAAUGCUUCAGAAUAAGUCUCGUUCUGAAUUCCAAAACUGUAUUUGUUUUGCAAUAUUUCUUUUCCAAGUAAAAUGCAGUCAAUAAGAGUUAAAAUAUUGAUACCCCAAUUUAUAAUUUUAUUCCAAUGAUAACAUAGUUAUCACUGAUGUGCAUUGUACUUGUGAUUUUAGGUUAUGAAAUCAGAGGUUUCUUGUUUUGUUUAUCAAAAGCUCUGUGAAAGUUGAAAAAUUAAACCACUCCUAUACGUUUUAACUUUGUCUGCUAGUGUCAUCAUAUUGCUUGUAAAUGGUAUGUGCAGUCUUUUUUUUUUUUUGUUUAACAUAACUAGUGUUUUAUAUUAGUCUUUUAUUGCAUCCCAAAAUGCUCAUGCAUAGUCUCCAUAAUGAGUCAGAUAAUACUGUAACUGUAAUCAAUGCUGACAUUAGACUUUAAAAUAAAGGGUUAUUCUAUUUA
Molecule: messenger RNA, 3912 nt
Organism: Bombina bombina (fire-bellied toad)
Lineage: Eukaryota; Metazoa; Chordata; Amphibia; Anura; Bombinatoridae
Gene: CCNT2
Product: cyclin T2
Exons: 10
Coding region: 64-2298 (744 amino acids)
Biological process (GO): regulation of transcription by RNA polymerase II; positive regulation of DNA-templated transcription, elongation
Cellular component (GO): cyclin/CDK positive transcription elongation factor complex; nucleus
Molecular function (GO): cyclin-dependent protein serine/threonine kinase activator activity
Source: RefSeq, a predicted model, not a curated record